Messenger RNA from Diorhabda carinulata, 245 nucleotides. RefSeq names its product 40S ribosomal protein S29-like. Lineage: Eukaryota; Metazoa; Arthropoda; Insecta; Coleoptera; Chrysomelidae. Gene Ontology annotation, molecular function: structural constituent of ribosome; zinc ion binding. The coding region runs from base 4 to 174 and encodes 56 amino acids. The record is from RefSeq and is a predicted model, not a curated record. Gene Ontology annotation, cellular component: cytosolic small ribosomal subunit; ribosome. Gene Ontology annotation, biological process: translation. The transcript has a single exon.
AAAAUGAGUUUCUCAAAUAUCUGGUAUUCUCAUCCUCGUAAAUAUGGACAAAGAUCCAAAUCGUGUCGGGCUUAUUCCAACAGACAUGGGGUUAUCAGAAAAUACGGCUUAAACUUAUGCAGACAAUGUUUUAGGGAAUACGCCAACGACAUAGGAUUUAAAAAGCUGGAUUAAGUUAUUAAAUAUGUAUUUAUAAGAUCUAUUUUGUUUGUUAUUCCAAAUAAAACAAAUUUAGAAGUAUAACA